Fusarium graminearum PH-1 is the source of this 744-nucleotide messenger RNA. RefSeq lists its product as uncharacterized. The transcript has a single exon. The record is from RefSeq and is a predicted model, not a curated record. Bases 1 to 744 code for a protein of 247 amino acids. Gene Ontology annotation, molecular function: endonuclease activity. Lineage: Eukaryota; Fungi; Ascomycota; Sordariomycetes; Hypocreales; Nectriaceae.
AUGAAAAACAACACUUUAAUUAAUUACAAUUUACCGGUUUAUAUUUUUUCCGAGAACAAAAAUAACACUAUUGAUAUUGAUCGUAAGACUUUGACUUACGAGAAUGUUAUGGUCACAAUUACUAAACCUGAUGGUGAAUCUUUUAAAACCACGGUUGUUUUCCAGGCCGGCUUCCCUACGUUUAGCUCUUUCUUAAAGGAACUGCAGCAUCAGACCAACCGUGUAAACCUCUCUACAUCCAUCCUUGUAGCAUUACCGCAUUUUAUUGAAGCAAGGGAUGUAUUAACACGUAAAACUAGACGUACUAGUACACCUCCUCAUUUACUUCCCCAGUUAUUUGACCAGAUUGAAGACAAAAACCUACGUAUACACAAUGAUCAGGAAGUACUACGUGUUUUGCAAGGGUUGCCUUCUAACGCAUAUGACGCUAUUUUUCAUCAAUCUGGUAUUUAUAUGUUUACUAAUUUAAUCAAUAAAAAAAGGUAUAUUGGUAAAGCUAGCGACCUUAGAGAGAGACUUAAGUUCUAUUCUAACAAUAAAGCCUUACAGGAGGCUACGGAUAAAUCUAGAAUAGCUAGGGCUAUUCUGGAAUUCGGAAUGGACAAGUUCUCUUUUUCUAUUAUAGAACACUGCGAACCUGAACUGCUACUUAAAAGAGAACGAUUCUACAUUAAAGUAUUUAAGCCUCAAUAUAACAUUCGAAAAGCCCAUACUGCUGAGACUACUUACCCGCUUUCCCUUUAG